This is a messenger RNA of Juglans microcarpa x Juglans regia, 872 nucleotides long. Its product is annotated as protein UXT homolog. Gene Ontology annotation, molecular function: transcription corepressor activity. The record is from RefSeq and is a predicted model, not a curated record. Gene Ontology annotation, biological process: positive regulation of transcription by RNA polymerase II; negative regulation of transcription by RNA polymerase II. The transcript is spliced from 7 exons. Bases 207 to 662 code for a protein of 151 amino acids. Gene Ontology annotation, cellular component: mediator complex; chromatin. Lineage: Eukaryota; Viridiplantae; Streptophyta; Magnoliopsida; Fagales; Juglandaceae.
UUUUUUAACAACUCCGUCCUUCCCUAUAUAUAGAAGAGCUCCCUUGCGCAUAGGGAAAACUGAACAAGAAGUUCUGUCAAUCGCUCUAAACAACUCGAGCUAGUGGUGCUUCUCAGAUUAAUUAGCCACACUUUCUAGGCCUCUGGCCCCCGUCGCCUUCUUUACGGCUCCGAAAGCAUACUGGUCACUGAGUGAGGAGGACUGAAAUGGACAGCUUCCGCCAGGAGAAAGUACAGAGAUAUGAGGAAUUUGUUGAUAAACGCUUGAAACCAGAUCUUGUUAAGGCUAUUGCUGAACGGGACAAAGUCUUUGAACAACAAAAAACUUUCUCAGAUUUGCGAAGGAACAUAGAGAAUCUGGAGAAAAAUAGCGUAACCAGUCUUAGGACAAUGGUCAAUCUUGGCUCUGAAGUAUACAUGCAAGCUGAUGUGCCAGAUACACAGCGCAUAUUUGUGGAUAUUGGACUUGGAUUCCAUGUGGAGUUCACCUGGUCUGAAGCUUUAAAUUUCAUAUCACUCAGGGAAGAAAAGUUAGCCAGGCAAAUAGAGGAGUAUACUCGCUUAAUUGCAUCUAUUAAAGCCCAUAUAAAGCUGGUUUGUGAAGGGAUUCGGGAGCUACUUCAACUUCCCGCAGAUGGGUCUUUAAAAGGGCCUGUUUUUUAACACUUGACGUGAAUAUGUAUACCUUUUGGUUACUUUUGUUACAUGAACUCAUUUUAUGAAGAGAAAAGAAAACAGAAAGCAAGGAAGUGAAAACAGAUAAUUAUUUGUCAAUACAACAUGUUGUUGCUUCAGUUGUUAAACCUUUUUCUUUGUAUGCCCACUUCACUUGGACUGAUUGUCUUUCCCUAGAAAGUUUGGUCAGAAGAACUU